Molecule: messenger RNA, 696 nt
Organism: Anthostomella pinea
Lineage: Eukaryota; Fungi; Ascomycota; Sordariomycetes; Xylariales; Xylariaceae
Source: the annotation of a GenBank genome assembly
AUGGCGUUCCCUCCAAUCAUGACCGCGACCAUCCAAUCCGCCGUUCUGGCAGCAACGUCCAACAUCCUGGCGCAAUGCCUCACAUCAUACCAGUUUGAGACACCCCUCAUGAUCGACUGGGUCCCAGUCUUUCAUUUCGUCCUCUACUCGUUCCUCAACGUGCCGCCCAACUUCCUCUGGCAAGAAUUCCUCGAGUCGGCAUUCCCCGCCUCGCGCCUCGUGCCCACCUCCGCCGCCAUCGCCUCAGCCGGCGCAGGCAACGAGAAGGAGCUCGAGCGGGAGGCCAAGGAGGGCCGGCUCGUCGAGCCCAAGCUCAACAAGCGCAACACGGUCAUCAAAUUGGUAUUAGACCAGACCGUCGGCGCCGGCCUCAACACGUUCCUGUUCAGCCUGUUCAUCCACUCCAUUCAGGCCGCCAUGGCGCGCCCGCUCGGCUCGCCCCUCGCCAACCCGGACCAGAGCCUGCGGUACCUCGUCUCGCGCGACGCCGUCGAUUACGGCAAGGUCGACUGGGCGGCCGUGGUCGCGAGCAGCAAGGGCGAGUUCUGGUCUAUUGUCCAGGCGGGCUGGCGGCUGUGGCCGUUUGUUAGUUUGGUUAACUUUACGCUUGUCAAGACGAUUGAGGGUCGCAACCUUGUGGGGAGCUUGGCUGGUGUGGUAUGGGGUAUCUACAUGAGCCUCGUUGCGGCCCGUUAG